AUGGACGUUGGAUAUAUUAACCGAAUAACAAGUGACUUAGCACUGUACGGCAGUUUUAUUUUACUCAUUCUUGGCAAUAUAGGAUGCUUAUGCAAUUUUAUAACAUUCUCAUCUAAACAAAUGAGACAAAAUUCAUGUGGUUGGAAUUUCCUCAUGUCAACUAUAGCAGAUUUUUUCCUUUUCAAUUCUCUUUUGCCGACGAAAAUGGCGAGUGAUUAUUUUGGUAACACUUUGAUUCUUACAUCGUCUCUUUACUGCAAAAUGCGUACUUUUAUUGGAUUUACAUUACCAUCCAUUUCUCUCGGUUAUUUGGUAUUCGCUGCAUUGGAUCGAUGCUUAGCAACAUCACAAAGUACACGUCUUCGCUCGUUUAGUCAAAUAAAAGUAGCACAUCGUUUGACAUGUGCGCCAAUUCUUCUUUACACCUUUACUACUGCACAUCAGCUCUAUUAUUAUGAUUUACGAUCGAAAUGUGCACCACUACCCGGAAACUACUCAAUUUUUAUGUCAGUCUACAAUAUUAUCUGGACAAGUUUAGUUCCACAAAGUAUCAUGCUCACAUUUGGUCUUGUCACGUUCUACAAUAUGCGAGCAAGUCGUCGACGUUUGAUCGUUCAAGGUGCACAACAACGGAAUCAAUUACGAAAUCGAAUCGAUACUCAUUUCAUUACCAUUGUACUCGUUCAAGUGUUAACCAGUUCCAUUUUACUCAAUACUCUCAAAGAAUCUCGUCAAAGACAAUCAACGACUUGCUCUCGAGUCAUUGCUCUUACAAGUAUCGAGCUUAAUUUUCUAUUUAAAUUUCGCUAA
Molecule: messenger RNA, 810 nt
Organism: Adineta ricciae
Lineage: Eukaryota; Metazoa; Rotifera; Eurotatoria; Adinetida; Adinetidae
Source: the annotation of a GenBank genome assembly